Messenger RNA from Cygnus olor (mute swan), 7033 nucleotides. RefSeq names its product solute carrier family 34 member 2 (gene SLC34A2). Gene Ontology annotation, biological process: intracellular phosphate ion homeostasis; sodium-dependent phosphate transport. Bases 1134 to 3158 code for a protein of 674 amino acids. The record is from RefSeq and is a predicted model, not a curated record. Gene Ontology annotation, cellular component: vesicle; apical plasma membrane; brush border. Gene Ontology annotation, molecular function: sodium:phosphate symporter activity. The transcript has 13 exons. Lineage: Eukaryota; Metazoa; Chordata; Aves; Anseriformes; Anatidae.
GUUCAUUGAGGUUUCUUGGUUCUCGCUCUUAAGUGGCUGUGUCUGGUGCUUUGCUUGGUUGUGAAUGCAGAAGAUAAUGUUUGGGAUUUGUUUUCUCUCUGCACUAGCUUAGACAUUAGUUUUCCUUGUUAGUUUUAUCUACUUUUCAGCUUUGCCAUGUGUUAGAUUCAGAAUUGUGAUAAAUAAGUCUCAGGAAUUCAUGGGAAUAAACAGUGAGUACGAUGUUGUUUUUCUAACUUUCACACACCUAUUUUUUAAUUUGCUGCUACAUUAGUUGAAAACUUACAUCCUAGCUGAGCCUGCUAACUUAUUCAGAGAAAAAGCCUCAAGGAAGUGCCAGAGCAAAGGCAAGACUUGCUCUGAGCAAGGCUGGACCCUUGCUGGCAUUUAUUUAACUUGUUGCCUCUUUUGUUGGGGUUUGUGGCUGCAGCGAACCAGGCUCUUGGGCAAAACUGUCCACUGAUGUAAAGCAACUAAAUUAAUUUGUGUUGGCUAAGAGUCUUUCCCUUCCUGUCCUGACAUAAUUUGCCUCUGUGUCUGAAAUUUUGAGGAAACGUUUUGUAUUUCUUCCAACUAUGCAUAAGAAGGAUUGCAAUGUAGCUAUGCAUUUACUGCUAUGAAGCACGUGUGGCAAAUAUUCACCUUUACUAAUUCAUACAGCUGGAUCUCGGAUCAGCUGGUAAAUCUCCUUUCAGCACAAGAUGUAGCAUGAUGGUUCAUGACAAGAAAGUGGCAUGCAUUUGUGGAAAAGCUGGGAGAGGAGAGAGGGGAGAGGGAAAAGCCUGGCAGAAACCCAAACUUGACUUGGAGCUGCUUAAGCAACCUGGGGAAACCUUUUUGCCCAGAAAUUUUACUUCACCGUGGUUUCGCUGGGUCUGUUCCCAUCGAGGUUAGAUGUAUUUAAGGCUUACAGCUUGUAGUUCUUACUGCAGGCACAAGCUGCCCUCUCGGUGAAUGGUCACGGCUGGAGGGCUACAAACAAUACCGUCCGGGCACGUGCAAAUGGAACUUUAUAUUCUCCAGGGUAAGACCAGCAAAAUAAACAGAUUUACUACUGCUGUUGAUUUAAGACCGAAAGGCACUGACAGCCAGCUCUACAGCAGCGGAAGCGUUGUUACAGCUGGUCACAGAUAAUGGCUCCUUGGCCUGAGGUGGACAAGCCUGAAACCAAUAACUAUAUCGGGGAUUCUUCCAAACAAAGCCAGAACAUGCCGGGAAAAGAAGGAGAAAAUCACAAAGGCAACGUGACUUCACUUGGAAAUAAAGUGGAAAUUCAACCUGCAUUUUCCACAAUAGCCUUGAUAGACGAGACAACACCAGAAGAAGACCCAUGGGCUCUGCCAGAACUGCAGGACACUGGGGUCAAGUGGUCAGAACUGGAUGGAAAAGGAAAAAUCAUUCGUGUACUCUACGGGAUAGGAAAGUUUAUCAUCUUGCUUGGAUUACUCUACUUAUUCGUGUGCUCUCUGGAUGUACUGAGCUCUGCUUUUCAACUGGUAGGAGGUAAAGCAGCAGGGGACAUUUUUAAAGAUGAUUCAGUGCUGUCUAAUCCUGUUGCGGGACUGGUGAUUGGAGUUCUGGUGACCGUUAUGGUCCAGAGCUCCAGUACUUCUUCAUCCAUUGUGGUCAGCAUGGUGUCCUCCACACUGCUGACUGUGCAAUCAGCUAUUCCUAUCAUUAUGGGAGCAAACAUUGGCACCUCAGUUACAAACACAAUUGUGGCACUCAUGCAAGCCGGGGACAGGAAUGAAUUUAGAAGGGCCUUUGCUGGGGCAACAAUCCAUGAUUUCUUCAACUGGCUUGCUGUGUUUGUGUUGUUGCCCGUUGAAGUAAUUUCUGGCUAUCUUUACCAUCUCACUAAUGUUAUAGUGGAGUCCUUUCAUCUUGAAAGUGGUGAGGAUGCCCCUGAGCUACUAAAAGUUAUUACAGACCCUUUUACAAAGCUCAUCAUUGAGCUUGAUAAAUCUGUAAUAAAUGCAAUUGCUACAAAUGACGAAUCAGCAAAAAACAAAAGCCUUGUAAAGAUUUGGUGCGUAACUGAAACCAAUGUGACACUGCAGAAUGUCACAAUUUCACCUUCAGAAAACUGCACGUCUCCUGACCUUUGCUGGACUGAAGGAAACAUGACGUGGACCAUGAAAAAUGUAUCUGAAACAGAAUAUAUCAGCAAAUGCCGGCAUCUCUUUGCAGAAGCAGACCUGCCUGAUCUUGCCAUCGGUCUCAUCCUUCUGGCUUUGUCCCUGCUUGUUCUGUGCUCCUGUUUGGUGAUGAUCGUUAAGCUAUUAAACUCUGUACUUAAAGGACAAGUGGCAACUGUUAUCAAGAAGACAAUCAACACUGAUUUCCCUUUUCCUUUUACUUGGCUAGCUGGAUACCUGGCUAUGCUUGUGGGGGCUGGCAUGACCUUCGUUGUCCAAAGUAGUUCUGUUUUCACAUCUGCUAUUACACCUCUUGUUGGCAUUGGUGUUAUAAGCAUUGAGCGUUCUUAUCCCCUCACCUUAGGAGCUAACAUUGGCACAACCACAACAGCUAUACUUGCAGCUUUAGCAAGCCCAGGCAGUACAUUAAAAUAUUCAUUACAGAUUGCCUUGUGCCACUUUUUCUUCAAUGUCUCCGGGAUAAUUCUAUUUUACCCGCUGCCUUUUACCCGGCUCCCAAUACGGUUGUGCAAGAGUUUGGGGAACAUAACAGCCAAGUACAGAUGGUUUGCUAUAUUUUAUCUUCUUGUCUGCUUCUUUCUUUUGCCUUUGUUUGUAUUUGGUCUGUCACUGGCAGGCUGGCCAGUCCUUUUGGGUGUUUGCCUUCCCUUGUUUGCUCUGUGUAUUGCUGUGAUUGUAAUUAACGUUAUGCAGACGAAACGACCACAUUCACUGCCUGAGAAGCUCCAAAACUGGGAUUUCCUACCCAUCUGGAUGCACUCUCUAGAGCCUUGGGACAAUAUGAUUAUGUCUACAGUUGCCUUCUGUGGGAAACACUGCUGCGGUUUCUGCAAGUGCUGCAAAGUCAAUGCAGAACAGGAGGGUGCCAAAGACAAUCAGCUAAAAACUAUGGAGGUUUAUGAAAACACCAUUGCAAUGGCUGAUGAAGAAAGAGGUGUAAGAAGGGCACCAGCUGCAGCUUGUGUUGAAAAAACAGGCACAAACAACACAGCCUUAUAGUAGUGGAUCAACAGAGAUACAGCAUAGGAUGGUUAGUCUCUUGAAAACCAUCUUGGACAAUGCACUGAGGACAGAGUGAACAUUUUGUUAGGUUCCUGCAGCCAGUGAUAUAUCACUCAUCAAGGAAUGGAGUCAAAUAAGCUUGACAGAGUCCCUAGAAAAUCUAUGAUCAUUUGAAACGCUAAAGACAGAUUUGCUUUCAGAGGAUCUACUGUGUUGUACGUUCAUCCAAUGCUAUCAGUAGCAAACCAAAGAAAUCCUGAUGUAGUCCCAUGAACAGAGGGAUGAAAGGAAUGUGAUCAAUUCAAACUUAAUUAAAAAAACAACCAACCAAACAAGGCACCUGUAGAACAGCCUUUCUGGCCUAUUGGCUUAUUCAGCAAAAAUUACUUUGAUACCCCAGAUGCUCUGGAAAUGAAAAAAAAAAAAAAAAACCAAAACAAACUAACAAAAAGCAUCCAAGCAUUUUCAUUGGCCUGCCUGCAGUGGCUGCAGUAGUCAAAAUGGAAAACAGUAUUCCCAAUAUAGACAAAAUCUAUUGUCCGUGUGUGGAGAAAAGUGAAAUGCUGGGACAUCCCUCAGAAGCUCUGGGAGUCCUGGUCUGGCAUAAGGGUAUGCAUAAGCCCAUUUUGAGCCUUCUGUCUCCUGUAACACUGGGGACAGGAGCUGUUGUCUUUUGUCAUCUCACGCUAAAGGCCAAAAAGUAAUUGCUGAUCCCUUUGCCUGCUGAAGGUUAAGCACUGGGUUUGGAGAGACAGUGGCUAUGAAAGAGCUUGAUGGGCUCAGGAUGUGGUUGCGUGGCCAUUCCUCUGUCUAGAUAGUCCUCCCCAGUCCUGUUCACCAUGUAACCCCACAAGCUCUUGCCCUGGCACAAUUAGAGGAAUGGUUCAGGAGGGAGGACAAGUGGCUGGUGUAGGUGUGGAGAGAGCCACUCAAGUCUGGGCUGACGCCAAGAGACCUGUGUGCAACUAUGGCUCUGUCUGGCUGAGCCACAAAAUGACCUUUAAGAGCAGCUGUGGAGCUAUAAGAGUAGCUUUAGGGCUACAAAAGAGGGAACCCAGAGAGAAGAUUAUGGCUAGUGCGGGACAUACAGUAGCAUUUAAUGGUGAGAAAGGAGUGUUGACUCUGCGCCAUCCCUGUAUGCUCCUUGGAAAUAACGUGAAUUUUACUGGCAAUUGAAUGUAGCAGUACAAAUCCCCUGUAAAAUCCGUAGGUAGUGUAGUCAUUGCCACUUGUAGUCCAUCCAUAGGUAGUGUAGCACUUGGUGUGAAGCUGCUUGUGCUUAGAUCUUACCAUUACUGAUGUUCUACUAAAUGUUCAUGAGACUGCUCUGAAUCACAGACUUAGAAAAGGCAUCAUUUCAGUGUCAGAAAAAGAACAUUUCAAAGACGCAUUGAGUACUUCUGCUGGCCCUCAAUAGCUUAGAUAUGAGUGAGCACGGGAUAAUAUCUGAGGUCCAACCACUAAAAGAAAAAAAAUCGUGUGGUUGGGUGUAGGCCAACCAGUAUAAUUUAAAGCCAGUUUAUAUGGCUGAGUUGAGAUUACAUUUGUAAUGGAAAUGCUGAGAAGACCUUUAGUUUAGCAUAGCCACUCAGUGCUGCUAGAACACAUUUACCUCUGAACAGUUUGUUUUAUGCAAAGCACUAGGAUCAGUAGGCUGCAUUCAGCUAUCAGGUAAGCACACAUUUUAGAAGGGGAUUUUUUUUAAUUUCCUUUUAAAGAUGACAUUUAAAAUGGCAAACUAAGUUGCCUAAAACAUGUUUGCAAAUUACAUUCAUACUGAGAGUCCAACUGUUGCUACAAUUGUAAGCCAAUGACAAAAUGCUUAGAAUCAGAGUGAUUUUCCAAAAGCAUUUAAUUUUGGUGUAGUUCUGCUCCUUGUAGGCUUAGUAACAGAGCAGAGUUAUACCUAACUAUUCUUUUGAAAAGUAUUUACCUUCUCCUUCAUAUAGUUCAAACAGAAUUUUGUCAGCAUCUCAUUUUCAAAGUGGAAUUGUGGUAUCUUCAAUAAUUGUUCUUCAUUUUAUUCUCAGUUCAGGAUGCUUUCAUGAUCUGUGUUUCUUUAGAUCCUAGCGUGCAUUUCCCAUGCUCUGUUUCUACAGAAAAAAAAAUGUGAAAAUUAUCCAGAAUUAUUUCAAAGUUAUCUUAAGCAUCCAUUGAACACCCACUGAAACAGGAAACAUUUUCAUCUACUCUUACUCAUUUCUUAACAUGCACCUUAUUUUGCAUCUCGAAGUAAAGCCAUCAAGCACAGUGAUAACUUUCAGCAAAGCAUUAGAGGAAAAGCAGUUCUUGUAAAAGAAUCAGGGUAAAAAUUAUGAUUGGACUUACCAGUACUUUAUGUUCCUCAUUGUAACAUUUCCCAUAUGAUAUAUUCAGUUCUCACUCUCCUUGCUGGUGAACUUCAGGCCAUAUUGUGCCUUUGUUUUAGGCAGAUUCCAAACAACGACUUCUGAUUAACACUUGGCAGCACAACAUGUCCUGGUAUAUUUCCCCCCCUGCUCUUAACAAAAGAUAUUUACACUUUAUUUAUAAUUAUUUGAGUGUACAGAACUUUUCAUAAGUUAUACAGAAAGAGGUUCAUGUGAUUGUGUUAUAUAUUACGUAUUUGAAAACUAUGCAAUGUUUAUCUAUAAAAAUGUAAAAAGGAACUACUGUAUAUUUUGUAAUAUAACUUUUAAAAUUGUUCGUAACUGUGUAUACUGCGUAUUAUGGAGGCUGUUGGCUCCUUCAAUGGGUUACGUAAAGAUUGUUUGUAAUGCAGAGACAGAUUUCUUAAAAUAAGGAUGGAAGACACCUGCAUACUUUCAUCAUAUGGCUUAAUGCACAAGGAUAUUGAACUCCACUUUUCUAAAAGAUUUGAAUUUUCUGUAAUGAGGAAUUUUGGAAAUACAUUGUUUCUAAAAUACUUUUUUAAACUCUCAAACUUUAUCACUUUUACUGUUUUUAGGACAGUAUAUGGCUUUAUACUUUGUCCUGAAUACUCAUCUUGUCUGUCCUCGUGCAUCGAAUGUAAAAAUAAAGAGAAGUUUUAAAAAAUUAAGAUUUUUUUCAUACUGUUUAUACACAUAUCAUGGAAGCUUGCAGAACAACAUAGUACAACAUAAAGGAACUGAGGUUAGCCCCAGGCACUAAAGAAACCCAUCAGAGGGCUGUUUCCAAUAAAGGUUUUCAUAUGAAGAAAAAAAAAAAAUUGCUCAGUGCAAUUGCGCAGGUUGAAAUGUCUUCCAGCAGGGUUCUGCAGUCUGUCCUCAGUGAAGGUAAGCACAGGAGACCAAAGCCAAGGCUUCUGUAACAACCAGAUGCAAAUGGCCUGUUUCACUGUGCUAGGCUCAGAUUCUCCCUUCUACAUGAAAGAUGGCACACAGAGUAUUUCCAAAAUGCUUCCCUUGACAUGAGUGACGUCUGGCUUAUGACUAGGCAAAAAUAGCCAUCGUGCUCUUUUUUUUUUUUUUGAUUGCAUGUGAUCUUAAAAUGAAGAGAUGGAGAGAAAUAAAAAGUACUCCUUAAAUGCCUGAAAGAUUAUUUUAAAAGGUUGUUAGGUUUCCUAACUCUAAGCUCAGCAGAAGCUGAGGAAGCAGCCCCCAAAAAAACUGCCAUUUAAAACUAUACCAUAUUUUAGUGAAAUGAAGAUAACAGAAGUAUUUCCUAUAACAUAAAUAUUUAUGCAAUACAGUAUAAACAGUCUUCUUCUAAAAUGUAAGCAGUAAUCACCCUAGGCCCAUGAUUUAAAACUUACAGCUUCUUACACUCAAGCAGAAAUAUUGCAAUUCCGUGUGCCAUCAGCCUCCAUGACUCACUGUCCAUCAGGAAUCAAAGCACGUCCAGGAAACAUGCACAGGUUGUGCCAUCCAUCUCCCAGUUUCCAAACAGAC